Molecule: messenger RNA, 1059 nt
Organism: Teleopsis dalmanni
Lineage: Eukaryota; Metazoa; Arthropoda; Insecta; Diptera; Diopsidae
Product: protein rhomboid-like
Exons: 4
Coding region: 1-1011 (336 amino acids)
Cellular component (GO): membrane
Molecular function (GO): serine-type endopeptidase activity
Source: RefSeq, a predicted model, not a curated record
AUGGAUUAUGCUCCCACAGAACGUAUAUACUUGGUCAGAGCCUCCAAAGGACCUAGAUCAGCAGAUGAUCAAACUGAUACAUUAGUUGAACAAGAUCCUACUUUCAUUGAAAAAUCAAUUAAUAUUCAUCACAAUAAUCCUAAUAUGACUGUUAAUAUGCAAGAUAAUAUUCAUCUACAAAGUGGUUCAGGUCGUGGACCGAAUACGGAGGCGAGAUCGAAUGCGACAGGAAGUGGAAAUUCUUCUGAUGCGGUUAUGUGGAUAAGACCAAGUACACCUUGUAUCGGCGUCUUCGUCUUUGACUAUCUGACGGUAGCUCCAGUGAAUGAAUUGAGCAACAGUAAUGUACCCAGUGAAUCGGUGUUUAUUUAUCGACCGGAUCGCCGUCUGGAGAUUUGGCGUUACGUAUCUUACAUGUUGUUGCAUGCGAACUGGUUUCAUCUGAGCUUCAACAUUCUGAUUCAACUGCUCUUCGGUGUGCCCUUGGAAUUGGUGCACGGUUCGUUGCGUGUUGCUGUCAUCUAUUUGGCGGGUGUUUUUGCUGGAUCGUUGGGCACUAGCGUUGUGGACUCGGAAGUGUAUUUAGUCGGAGCUAGCGGCGGCGUUUAUGCACUACUAGCUGCACAAUUAGCAAGUAUUUUGUUGAACUUUGAACAAAUGCGUUACGGUAUCUUACAGUUGAUGUCAGUGAUUAUUUUUGUUUCCUGUGAUUUGGGCUUCGCAUUUUAUACAAAGUAUUUUUCAACUGAAAUUAGAGGUCUGCCUGCAGUUUCGUAUAUCGCUCAUCUGACGGGUUCCUUGGCUGGCUUCACAGUGGCACUUUUAAUAUUGAAAAAUUUUGAGAGUAAGACUCAAUCGAAAGUGAUUUGGUGGAUUGCUUUAAGCUCCUAUUUGACAUUUACAAUAUUCGCGAUUGUAUUCAACUUACUAAAUACAAUGACUGCACAAAGGCUUGAAGAAGAGGGCGAGGAAUUAAAACAACAUUUGUUACAUGAUUUGGGUAUUUCCUAGGUGAAUUAAUGCAACUUUAUAAAAUUUUAUAAACUUUUUAAGAGUUAC